UUUGAAAAACCGUCGGCGAUACAGCAACGUGCCAUUAAGCCAAUGAUACGGGGCAGAGAUGUCAUUGCACAAGCACAAUCGGGCACAGGCAAAACAACAACAUUCAGUAUCGCCGUACUGCAAUCACUGGAUAUCACUGCCCGUGAAACGCAAGCGUUGAUUUUAUCGCCAACUCGAGAACUGGCUGUACAAAUACAAAAAGUUGUUCUUGCUUUGGGCGAUUAUCUGAAUGUGCAAUGCCAUGCAUGUAUUGGAGGAACAAAUGUUGGCGAAGACAUUCGUAAGCUGGAUUACGGACAGCAUGUUGUUUCUGGAACACCAGGACGGGUUUUUGGUGAGCAGUUCGAAAGCUUGUGUAUUAAUUUUUGA
Gongylonema pulchrum is the source of this 369-nucleotide messenger RNA. NCBI's taxonomy places the organism in Eukaryota, Metazoa, Nematoda, Chromadorea, Rhabditida, Gongylonematidae. The record is from the annotation of a GenBank genome assembly.